Nothobranchius furzeri (turquoise killifish) is the source of this 849-nucleotide messenger RNA. It is a transcript of the gene mettl5, whose product is annotated as methyltransferase 5, N6-adenosine. The record is from RefSeq and is a predicted model, not a curated record. Gene Ontology annotation, molecular function: rRNA (adenine-N6-)-methyltransferase activity; nucleic acid binding. Gene Ontology annotation, biological process: rRNA methylation. Lineage: Eukaryota; Metazoa; Chordata; Actinopteri; Cyprinodontiformes; Nothobranchiidae.
UUGAGUCUAAAAAAGUGAAAAUACAACGAAGAAGACUGUCUGGAUUUGUUUUCGUAAAUACAUGCUGUUUUGGGGUGGAAUGUUUAAUCCUUAAACACACAAUUGUUUACAGCUUUUAGUAAUUUUUUUAACAGAUUGCGAUGAAGCUCAAAGAGUUAGAAAGCUGCCUACAACAAGUGGACACGUUUGAAGAGCCAAAAAUCCUUCUUGAGCAGUACCCAACUAGCCCUCAUAUUGCAGCGUGCAUGCUUUAUACGAUCCAUAAUACGUUCGAUGACAUCGAGGGUAAACUGGUGGCCGAUCUGGGAUGUGGUUGUGGAGUCCUCAGCAUCGGGGCAGCGAUGCUUGAUGCAAGUAUGUGUGUCGGUUUUGACGUAGAUCACGACGCUCUGGAGAUAUUCAGACGGAAUGCAGAAGAAUUCGACAUUUUCAACGUGGAUUUGGUCCAGUGUGACUUGUGUCAUCUCCAGGAGGAAAAAUAUGCCAAGAAGUUUGAUACAAUAAUAAUGAAUCCACCAUUUGGUACAAAACACAAUCAAGGUGUGGACAUGAAGUUCCUCAGAGUUGCUUUAACAAUGGCAAACACAGCCGUGUACUCGCUCCACAAGACGUCAACACGACAGCACAUACAGAAGAAGGCAGAAGACUGGGGAGUAAAGAUGGAAGUUGUUGCAGAACUACGGUACGACUUGCCUGCAUCCUACAAGUUCCACAAAAAGAAAUCGGUUGACAUUCAGGUGGACUUCCUAAGAUUCUCCCAAGCCUGAAGCUUUUCAUGGAAUGGACUCAGGAUGCCUCUGCAUUUUCAGUGUUGAUAAUAAAUUUCUUUUCACAUUAAAAAAAGAAAAA